AUGCUGCUACGCUUGCUCCAAGGCAUCCUCGCCCUCUCGGCACUGACCUACCUCGUCAACCACGUCAUCCGCAGACUCAAGCACGGGCGCCUCCCCCCCGGACCGCGAGGCAUCCCCAUCCUCGGCAACCUCCUCCACCUGCCCCCCGCCGGCGUCCCCGAGUUCCAGCACUGGCUCGCCUUGAAGGAGAAAUACGGCCCCGUCAGCUGCCUCACGCUCCGGGGCCAGCCCAUGGUCCUGCUGCAGGACAGGCGGGUCGUCCAUGAGGUGCUGGACCAGCAGUCCCUCAAGACGGCAAGCCGGCCGCAGACGGAAUACGGCGCCAAGCUGUGCGGAUACAAUCGAUCCGCCCCCCUCAUGGACUACACCCCUACGCUGCGAGCGCACAGGAAGCUGUUCCACCAGCAGAUGGGCACCGAGGCCCUGGCUGCCAAGUUCGACGGCACCAGUCUCGAGGCCGCGCGGAGGCUGCUCGUCAGGACGCUCCACGAUCCGCAUCGUCUGGUUGAGCAUUUGGACCGGCACAUGACGGGCGUCAUCCUCCAAGCAACGUACGGAUACUCGAUCAGGCAGUCUGGCCCCGACCCGAUAGUCCGGCUCAUCCACUCGGUCAGCGCGAGCACCAAUGAAGCCCUCGUCCCCCUCGUCUGGGCGGUCGACAUCUUUCCCUUGCUGCGAAACGUGCCCUCCGCCCUGGCCAGCUUCAAGCGCAGCGCCCGCAAAGCCUGGGUAGAAAUUGAGAGAGCCGUCGAGGUCCCGUAUGCGUUUGUCAUGAACCGAAUGGACAGCACCGCGUCCCGCGAGUGCUUCGUCUCGCGAACCAUCGCCCACCACCAGGGAAAGGGCGCCGUGUCCGCCACCCACGCCGACGACAUCAAGUGGACCGCCUUCUCCAUGUACCAAGCUGGCACCGACACCGUGUCAUCCACCCUGCUGUCCCUCGUCUCGGCAAUGGCGCUCUUCCCACAGGUCCAGCGCAAGGCUCAGGAGGAAAUCGCCCGCGUGGUCGGCGAGGCCGGGCUGCCCGCUUUCCAGCACCGCGAGCAGAUGCCCUACAUGCAGGCUCUCAUCAAGGAGCUUCAUCGCUGGAGCCCCGUUGCCCCGAUGGGCCUUGCGCACCUCGCGGACCAGGAUGUCCAUUGCCGAGGCUACGUCGUCCCCAAGGGCUCCGUCCUACUCGCCAACGUGUGGGCGCUGAUGCACGACCCAGAUGCCUACGCCAACCCGGAUGCGUUUGACCCGGAUAGAUUCCUGGAGCGCAACGAGCUGGAUCCCACUAACAUGGCGUUUGGCUUCGGCCGGAGAACUUGCCCUGGAAGGUUGCUGGCGAAGGCGACGCUGUUUAUUACGGCCGCUCACAUGCUCGCCAUGUUUGAUGUUCGCAAGGCGCUGGACGAGAAUGGGGACGAGGUGGAUUUUACGCAUCGCCAUCUGCCGGGUCUGACGGGCCGUCCUGCGCCGUUCCCCUACCGCAUCGUUCCCAGGAGUGCGAGGCAUGCCGAGAUCAUUCGUGGCUUGGAGGGACAUUUUGCCAUGGAGGGGGAUGACGACGCUGCUGCUGUCGAAAAGUUGAUGUCAGGUUGA
Molecule: messenger RNA, 1584 nt
Organism: Ustilaginoidea virens
Lineage: Eukaryota; Fungi; Ascomycota; Sordariomycetes; Hypocreales; Clavicipitaceae
Exons: 2
Coding region: 1-1584 (527 amino acids)
Molecular function (GO): iron ion binding; monooxygenase activity; heme binding
Source: RefSeq, a predicted model, not a curated record